AUGAUUAAUUUGUCUGUUAUUAACAGCUGGUUCAAUAACACUUUGCUUCGUACAGUGACAGUUUAUGUUUAUAAUUUUGUGCAAUAUGUAUGUAAUGUGUGGCGACUGAAUGCCUACGUAAGCUACUUGCGUAGCAUUUAUGUAGUGAUGAGUUCUCAGGCAGUAACAAUGGGUUCCAAUAAAUCUUCAGAUCAGGGCUCAGCAGAUUCAAACUAUUCCCAACCAUCGUCGGAGCUGUCGCUUGACGAAGACAAGGAGGCGCUGCGCCGCGAGAAGGAAGCGCAGGCUAUCAAACAGCUGGACAAGGCACGGGAGAAGCCAGUGGCGUUCGCGGUGCGCACCAAUGUGUCGUACGAUGGCACCGUGGACGACGACUCGCCGGUACACGGCAGCGCAAUCUCCUUCGAGGUGCGCGAUUUUCUCCACAUCAAGGAGAAGUACGACAACAACUGGUGGAUCGGGCGCCUCGUGAAGGAGGGCAGCGACGUGGGCUUCAUCCCGUCGCCGGUGAAGUUGGAGGCAGUGCGGUCGGGGCUGGGCGCCAGGGGGCGCUACCCGCGGCCGGCGUCCACGGCGCCCCACCAGCAGCACGCGCCGCCCCUCUCCAGAGGUAGCACCCCUCCCACGCCCGGCGAGGAGUCGGACGGCGCGGGGCGCGGGCGGGGCGCGGGGGCGGCGGGGGGGAAGGAGAAGCGCAAGCCGUUCUUCAAGAAGGCGGAGGCGAGCACUCCGUACGACGUGGUGCCCUCCAUGCGCCCCGUCGUCAUCGUGGGGCCCAGUCUCAAGGGCUACGAAGUCACCGACAUGAUGCAGAAAGCUUUAUUUGAUUUUCUCAAAAGACGCUUUGAAGGCAGGAUCAUCAUCACGAGGGUCCAGUCCGAUAUAUCGUUGGCCAAACGAACUCAAAACGCGCCUAAGAAACCGUUCGUAGAGAGGGCCGGUAACAGGAACUGUUUAGCCGAGGUCCAGGCGGAAAUCGAAAGGAUAUUUGAGUUGGCUCGCACGCUGCAGCUUGUGGUGUUGGACUGUGACACCAUCAACCACCCCUCGCAACUCGCCAAGACUUCGCUGGCUCCCACCAUCGUGUACCUGAAGAUAUCCAGUCCCAAGGUGCUACAGCGACUGAUAAAAUCUCGUGGCAAGGGUCAGACGAAGAACCUGUCGGUUCAGAUGGUGGCAGCGGAGAAGCUGGCGCAGUGUCCACCGGACAUGUUUGACGUCAUACUGGACGAGAACCAGCUCGAGGAUGCUUGUGAACAUAUUGCUGAGUAUUUAGAGGCGUACUGGCGCGCCACGCACCCGCCCGUGCACGAGGACAGCGCGCCGCCGCGCGCCGCGCACCUGCCGCGCACACACGCGCACCACGCACACGCCGUGCCCGGACACCGCGAGAGGUCCGACUCGUAUACCUACGAGAGGGAAAGAGGCGGCAGGUCCCGCGCGGCGCGGCCGGAGCGGCUGGAGGAGGACUACUACCCGCGCGGCGGCGAGCGGUACGAGCGCAGCUACCCGCGCGAGUACCACGACUACGGCCCCGAGUACACGCGCGAGCGCGCGCCGCCGCAGCACGCGGCCGCCGCACACGAUGCGUACGGCCACGACUACACGCGCGACUACGCACGCGACGCCUACGCGAGGGAAGAGUAUGGGCGCGAGUACGCCCGCGACGAGCGGCGCCGCGACCGUGACCCACCAGACGACUACGGGCCGUCCCGCCGCGCGCUUAACGCUGUGUAA
Molecule: messenger RNA, 1737 nt
Organism: Spodoptera littoralis (African cotton leafworm)
Lineage: Eukaryota; Metazoa; Arthropoda; Insecta; Lepidoptera; Noctuidae
Source: the annotation of a GenBank genome assembly